Messenger RNA from Aspergillus costaricaensis CBS 115574, 317 nucleotides. RefSeq lists its product as uncharacterized. NCBI's taxonomy places the organism in Eukaryota, Fungi, Ascomycota, Eurotiomycetes, Eurotiales, Aspergillaceae. The transcript has a single exon. The coding region runs from base 89 to 250 and encodes 53 amino acids. The record is from RefSeq and is a predicted model, not a curated record.
GGUAUUUAGAGAGGGUCCGUUCGGGGAGGAGUUCUAUAAAUAGCUUUAUGGAAGGGAUGAGCAUUUCAAAAGUCGCCUACUAUUAUGGAUGAUUCUUUUUUCUUGGGGAAAGGGGGGACAUACCCAUGGCUUCUUUUUUGAUGUAUCAUACAUACGGUUUUCUUAUCUUUCUUCAUGGCCUCAUCACCAGCUCUAUUUUUCUUUUGUUGCAUUCUUUUUGGUCAUGAGGGUUUUAAAGCGCGUUAAAUGAACUGGUUUGGUUAAUGGGAUGAUUUGAUAGCUGUUUGGCUUGAAUGAUUCUUUUACUUUGCUUGGGG